This is a messenger RNA of Notechis scutatus (mainland tiger snake), 2694 nucleotides long. Lineage: Eukaryota; Metazoa; Chordata; Lepidosauria; Squamata; Elapidae. The record is from RefSeq and is a predicted model, not a curated record.
AUGCAAAAUGGAGGUGGAUUCCGGAUCGGGCACACCAAAAUACUUCCCCUCACUAUCGUGGACAAGGACCGCCCUAGCCUUUUGGGACUACAAUGGUUCGCACCAUUAGGAAUAGAGGUGACGGGCACCAACCACAUCGCUGAGGCAGACUGGGAGGAGCAGCUCGCAAGAGAUUUCCAAGAGGUCUUCGACGACAGCCUAGGCAAGUACCGAGGGGCCCCGAUAUCCUUCAACCUAGACCCUAACAUUGCCCCAAUCCGCCUUAAACCACGGCGGGUACCCUUCGCGCUCAAACCUAAGAUCGACGAGCAGCUAAACAAGCUCAUCGAGCAAGGGGUACUUGAGCCAACAGACCAUGCCAGGUGGGAGACCCCCAUAGUCACCCCGGUAAAGCUAGAUGGGUCAGUGAGAAUUUGUGGUGACUACAAGGCCACCCUCAACCGCGCCCUGCAACAGAGCACCUAUCCCGUCCCAAAGAUCCGAGUAAAGGUCGCCAUUGAGAAUCGUCCAUGCGUAAUGGAAGUAGACUCGGGAUCGUCCCUAUCAAUGGUCUCAUGGAAAACCUUCAAACAGCUGAUCCCUGACAUCCAUCGCCAGGACCUCAGCACCCAAAAAAUCAUAUUAAGGGACUACCAGGGAAACAGGAUUCCCGUUGCCGGUUCCCGCCACGUCCAGGUGUCCUUCAAGGACCACACCGCAACUCUGCCUAUUACCAUCGUCAAUCGAGACCGGCCCAGCUUGUUGGGGCUACAGUGGUUCGCUCCACUGGGGAUUGAACUAGCUGGCAUUCACCAGACCGGAAGCAGCGACUGGGAAGCGGCCCUUGUCCAGGAGUUCCAGGAUGUGUUCACCGAGGAGCUAGGCAAGUACAAGGGAUCCCCCAUAUCGUUUAGCCUCAGCCCCGAGAUUGCGCCCAUCCGCCUUAAGCCUCGUCGAGUGCCUUUCACACUCAAGCCAAAAAUUGAUGAACAAUUGGACAAAUUAAUAGCCCAGGGGGUGUUGGAACCGAUCGAUCACGCCCGUUGGGAAACCCCGAUUGUAACACCCAUAAAGCCUGAUGGAUCGAUAAGAAUUUGUGGGGAUUACCGGGCCACCCUAAAUCAUGCGCUCCAGCAGAGCGCUGAUCCCGUACCUGUGGUCCAACACCAUCUUCAUUCCUUGGGGGGUGGAAAAAUAUUUGCAAAAUUGGACCUCGCCCAGGCAUACCAGCAACUACCCGUAGAUGCAGAGACUGCUGAGGCCCAGACUAUAGUCACGCACAGAGGUGCAUUUAAAUGUAAUAGACUCCAGUUCGGAGUGAGUGUAGCACCAGGCAUCUUCCAAAGCCUGAUGGAGAGACUGCUACAAGGCAUAAAAGGAGUCGUGCCGUAUUUCGAUGACAUCUUGAUAGCUGCCCCCACUAGAGACGUAUUAGAGAAACGACUCAGAACGGUUCUCCAGAAAUUCAAAAACGCCGGUUUAAAAGUGAAAAAAGAAAAGUGUCAACUUUGUACUGAGAGGGUUGAAUUCCUUGGGUACCUUCUUGACAAAAAGGGAAUCCAUCCUACUGAAAAAAAAGUAACUGCAAUAAAAAACGCCCCAAGACCCAGGAAUAAAACAGACCUCCAAGCCUUCCUGGGACUCAUUAACUUUUAUAACAUCUUCUUGCCCCAGAAGGCGACUGUAGCUGAGCCCCUACAUAGACUACUCGACAAGAAGACUUCCUGGGUCUGGGGACAUCGGGAAGAACGAGCAUUCCAGCAAGUAAAAGAUCUCUUAACCUCAGAUGCUGUAUUAAUGCAGUAUAACGAGACUUUGCCUUUAACUGUCACCUGCGACGCUUCACCGUUUGGGGUGGGAGCCAUCUUAAGCCAUGUCCUACCAAACGGAAAUGAGGCACCUAUUGCUUUCUUUUCACGAACUUUAUCAAAGACUGAAAGAAAUUAUAGCCAACUCGAUAAAGAGGCUCUCGCUAUUGUAUCCGCUAUUAAACGUUUCCAUGAAUAUGUAUAUGGCAGACCGUUUACCAUAAUAACCGAUCACAAGCCAUUGCUUGGCAUUUUAGCGGGAGACAAACCAACUCCCCACAUCUUAUCACCCAGAAUGACCCGUUGGUCAGAGUUUCUAGCCGCAUACGAUUAUCAACUGCAACACCACCCGGGGAAAGCCAUUCCCCACGCUGACGCCUUGAGUCGUUCUCCGCUACCGGAAGCCAUAGACGAUCCAGCUCCAACUUUAACUGCACUCCAAAUCGAAACUCUCCCUGCACCACCCCUGACUGCACGAGACAUUGCCGCGGAAACAAAAAAGGAUCCUGUAUUCGCUCGAGUCCUCAGCUGGGUGAAACGAGGUUGGCCUGACAACGAACCCAACGACACCUUCGCGCCUUUCAAACACCGACAGACAGAACUGUUCUCCCAGAAGGGCUGCAUCUUGUGGGGAGACAGAGUCGUCAUCCCAGAAAAAUUACAACAUACAGUUCUAAAACUGUUGCACGAUGGUCAUCCAGGCAUCGUGCGAAUGAAGGCAUUGGCAAGAAGUUACAUGUGGUGGCCAGGUAUCGAUAAACAGAUAGAAGCCUGGGUAGGCGACUUAGUCUUUGCGAAAAACUUCUCGGGUGAUCCAUUGUGGGUCCCCGCUACUAUAACUCAACUUACGGGCCCUAGAUCUUACCAUCUACAAGCUAGCGAAGGGAAAUUAUGGAAGCGCCAUAUA